Messenger RNA from Melitaea cinxia (Glanville fritillary), 1735 nucleotides. RefSeq names its product protein extra-macrochaetae (gene emc). The coding region runs from base 81 to 506 and encodes 141 amino acids. Gene Ontology annotation, biological process: circadian regulation of gene expression; negative regulation of transcription by RNA polymerase II; cell differentiation. Lineage: Eukaryota; Metazoa; Arthropoda; Insecta; Lepidoptera; Nymphalidae. The transcript has 2 exons. Gene Ontology annotation, molecular function: protein dimerization activity; transcription regulator activity. The record is from RefSeq and is a predicted model, not a curated record. Gene Ontology annotation, cellular component: nucleus; cytoplasm.
UCCUCGCUCGCUACUCAGCUAACGCACGCGUUUCGCGCCGCGAUAAUUAUUACUAGUGUUCGUGUUUAGUGACCCUUAAAAUGAAAGCCAUAUCGGCAGUGUGUGCUACUGGAGCGUCCGUGCCGGCUAUCGCCAGCGGACGGGUGCAGAGGCACAGAGACGGCGAAAACGCCGAAAUUCAAAUGUAUCUCUCCAAAUUACAAGACCUGGUACCAUUCAUGCCAAAGAACAGGCGGAUCUCAAAGCUGGAAGUAAUCCAGCAUGUGAUCGACUACAUCUGCGAUUUGCAAUCUGCUUUAGAAAAUCACCCAGCUGUAGGACAAUUCGAAGCGGAGGCUGCACUAGCGCCUGCGUGCGCUUCACCAACCAAGCCACAGCGGAGGCCACUUGGACCUCGCCCAGCGCCCAACACAAUCUUACCUACUGACAAAACUGUAUCAUCAUCACUGCACUCUAAUCACACGACACCGGAAAAACAAGAACAACCGGAUAGGUCGAUGUGCUAAGUGAUAAUUAGAUUUAAGGACUCAUAUAAUUAUGAUGAAUGUUAAAAUACCUCGCGGUGCACAGGACGCUCUACGAAGAUAGAAUCGUCGAUAUCUGUACAAUUGGACCGGGAGCCUCCAGCCUCAGUUUCAGAGAAGUUCAUCUCGCGAUGAUAUCCUAUGUACGAUCUCGUUAAGAUCAAUAAAUGUUAAUUUAAUUAUUUUGUGGCAUUAUGCUAAAGACUUAAGCAUUGUAAUGCAAUCGGCCGGCGUCCUAGGUCGGCAGGGCGACGGUUUGUUUUGUUAUUAUGUUAAUGUAAAAGCUUUAUUAGUUAUUAAUUUAGUAUGGUGUAGAUGAACGAGCGUGUAAAUAAUUAUGUUGAGUAGUUUACGACAUCUAGACAAUUUUCUGCUUUUCUCUUACGAAAUUUUAAUUGUAUUGUGAUUGUGUUGUAUGUAAUAUUACAUUUCUUUUGGUAUAUAAUAUUUCAAAAAAAUAUUUUCUCUUAGACUCUUAGUUUAAAACGUUGCUUCCAUUAAUAUCAAAGAAUUGAAUCAAUUCAAAGUUGAUUUACAUAUAUAUUAUAAUUUUAUUUUAAUAUUCAUUAGUGUGAUUAUGCAUGGCGCUUUUGUUCGUCUUCUAGAUUAUAAAACUAUUAUUGUAAGUACUAAACGCAAUAUUUUCUUUUCAUUAAUUUAUCAUGAUGCGUUUAGUAAGACUUGUAAAUAUUGUACGUAUAAAAAAAUAUAUAUAAAAUUUUAGUAAAAAUUAUCAAAUUUGAAACACUAUGAUUUUUAUAUUGAAUAUAAGGUUGAAAUGCUUUAAUUAUCUUAUAUAAUUCUUAUUAAUUAUGGUGUAUUAUGAUUUAAAACAGACUGUUAUAGUUUUAGUUAUUCGGGAUGUGUAGCAGUUUAGGUGAUCAAACUAAUCAUAUUGUUAAGAGAAUAUGCUGAUAAUUUAUGUUGAAUACAAUCAGAUGUAAGACUAUUCAUUUCAGAAAAUGUUGGUGUUUACCAUUAUACCUUAAUUCAAAUUACUGUUUCUACAAAAUAUAAAAAAUACAGAUCACAAUUUCUGUAAUUAGUUUUAUCAUCAUUUGUUUUACGAACAAUUUACUUAAUAUCAAAAAGUAUCAUUUGACUGAUCUAGAUUGUACAUCCGACUAUUAUUUUAUUUCGUUUCAAUGCACUGAUUUUCCUAUUGUAUAAUUACCGUUAAAAGGACAAAAAAUAAAACAAUAUUAUCAAAA